Phragmites australis (common reed) is the source of this 2524-nucleotide messenger RNA. RefSeq names its product pentatricopeptide repeat-containing protein At3g14730-like. Bases 88 to 1917 code for a protein of 609 amino acids. The transcript has a single exon. Gene Ontology annotation, biological process: RNA modification. Gene Ontology annotation, molecular function: protein binding; RNA binding. The record is from RefSeq and is a predicted model, not a curated record. Lineage: Eukaryota; Viridiplantae; Streptophyta; Magnoliopsida; Poales; Poaceae.
UAUUUCACGAUCUCUAGCUCAACAAACAAAGAGGGCCUCAGCCGUGGCCGCCUCGCUUUCCCCGCCGCCCGACGCGCCCGCCUAAGGAUGGCGGCGCUGCGGUUCCCGCUCCGCGCCAUCCUCUCCCGCGCGGCCCCUCCCUCCGCGCGGCUCCUCCCGCCGCUCCAUGCGCACCUCGUCGUGUCCGGCCGCCUCGCCGCCUCCCCCGCCGUGCUCACCUCCCUCGUCUCUCUCUACGCGCGCUACCCGGCCGCGCUGCACCCCGCCAUCCCGCUCCUACUCGCGCCCUCGGCCCCGCUCCCCUGCUUCAACGCCGCGCUCUCCCUGCCCCACGCGCUCGCGCUCCCGCUCUUCCGCCGCCUCCGCCUCGCCCACUCCCCAGACGCCUUCUCCUUCCCUCCCCUCCUCUCCUCCGCCCCCUCCCCGCCGCACCUGCUCGCGCUCCACGCGCUCGCCCUCCGCUGCGGCCUCGCCCGCGACCUCUUCUGCGCUAGCGCCAUGCUCCGCGCGUGCCUCAAAUUCGGCCUCGCCGACCACGCGCACAGCCUGUUCGACGAAUUGACCGACCUGGAUGUCGUGGUGUGGAAUGCGAUGGUAAAUGGGUUCGCGAAGCUCGGGUGCUUUGACCGCGCCCUGGAGUGCUUCCGGAAGAUGAGGGAGGAAGGCGCGGUGGAGAUCAGCAGCUUCACUGUCACCGGGAUACUGUCAGUUUGCACCGCGACGGCAGAUUUGGGGCGUGGGUCUGCGGUUCAUGGGUUGCUGGUGAAAUCAGGAUUUGACAAGGAGGCAUCUGUGUGUAACGCGUUGAUAGAUCUUUACGGGAAGUGCCAUCAUGUAGACGAUGCAACAAGGGUGUUUGAGGGGAUGGCAGAGACAGACAAGGAUCUGUUCAGCUGGAACUCAAUGCUGUCAGCGCUCCAGUACUCGGCUGACCAUGUGGGGACGAUGAGGCUAUUUGCGAGGAUGAGGUGUUCUGCAGUGUGGCCGGAUGCACUGACCGUCGCGGCUGUUCUCCCUGCAUGCGCGCAAACUGCAUCACUGCAGGUUGGGAGGCAGGUGCAUGGGUACAUCGUGACAAGCGGACUGGCUCGUGAUGGUGCACUGGACGUUUUCGCUUGCAAUGCACUGGCGGACAUGUAUGCAAAGAGCGGUGGGCUGGAUGAGUCUCGUCGUGUCUUUGAUUGGACGCACCAGCGGGAUGUGGCGUCAUGGAACAUUAUGAUUGAUGGCUAUGCAUCUCAUGGACAUGGGCAAGAGGCACUGGAGCUGUUCCAACAGAUGACAGAGGUAGAAGAAGGGCUGGUGCCAGAUGAGGUCACGCUGCUGGGGGCAUUGUCGGCCUGCAGCCACUCUGGGCUUGUCGAGGAAGGGAAGGGUCUUCUAAGGCGGAUGAAAGAGGAGUUUGGGUUGGAGCCACAGCUGGAGCACUAUGCAUGUGUGACCGACAUUCUUGGGCGAGCAGGGAGGUUGGAUGAAGCAAGACAGGUAGUAGAAGAAGCGGGGGAUGUGGGUGCUGGAGCAUGGAGGACAUACCUUGCGGCAUGCCGGAUGCAUGGUGACAAGGAGAGAGCACAAGAGACAGCUAGAAUGCUGAUGGUGGCAGAGGAGUCAGGGAGUGGUGGAUGGGUUUUGCUCGCCAACACUUACGGUUGGGAUGGCAACUUUGAGGAGUUGGAAGAGGUGAGAGGGGAGAUGAGACGGCGAGGAGUACAAAAGGCUGCCCCCGGUUGCAGCUGGGUUGAAGUUGGUGGAGAGAAUGGUGGUAGUGGAACCGUGAUGCAUGCUUUUGUCAGUGGGGACAGGGGACACCCUGAGGCUGACAUGAUCUAUGAAAUGUUGCAUGCCUUGAUAGGUUGGAUGAAGGACUGCAGCCAUCUGAGCAACAUAAUUCCAUUAUAUCCGAUAGAGUGCCCGUAGCUUUUCAGAUGUCGCUAGAACAAGCGCAACAUGGACACAAAAAGCUCAAUGGUGCAUCUGAAGAUACAGUUAAGCUCGCACCAUCUAGACCAGCACCGAAACUUGGUCCUGGCAACAAGUUUUCACCAAAUAUCAGAGUUCCAGCAGCCAGUGCUCCAGCUCCAAGCCCCAUUCCCAAGUUAGGCGCCCCAUUCUGACCUGCGAACCUUCUUGGUGGCAGAUUUAUGUAGCUCUGUGGCACUUGCCGCCAAUCAAGAAGGUGGCAGGGUUUGUGGAUCUGGGCGAGUAAUAGUGGCCGUCGGCAUGGCGUUGCUGUAGUGAUCAUCAUCGUGGCUGUGACCCCUAUGAUGGCUUGAAGGCAAUGGUGGAUAAUUAUAAACUGGACCAUCUUCUAUAGCUAAUGUGAUGCCGAUCUGAUUUGGGUGCUUAGAUCCGUCAUGUGGUCCUGCACAAUAUAGGCCAUUAAUGUUGCAAGUCAAUAUAACAGUAGUGAGACGAGAGAGGAAUGAGAGUGAAAUUCGAUUCUUUCAUUCAAUGUCUCCAUGUACAUAUAUACAAGUUGAAUGGACAUCCCAUCCGUUGGAAGACAUCCCUUCCCAACAUAUAA